AUGUCUUACGUCAAAACCCGGGGCAUCAAAGUCACCCACAAUGGCAUCGACUUCAUGUACUCUGGCAAUGGUCUCCUCCGCCUCGGCUACAAGUUCGACGGGGAUACCGUCACCCACGCCCGCCACUACAAGACCGGCACGGUCAUGAAAGUCUACAAGGCCGCCUCCAAGAAACCCCGGAAUUGGUGGCGAGCCCAGUGCGCUUUCCGUGGCGUGCCGGAGGAUGGUGAGAACGAGAUGCUCUGGAAGUUGAAGGGAGCCGCGCCGAACGUGGUGCUGCCGGAACUUGUCGAGUUGGAAAAGGAGGCGAAGGCGAGGUGGGAUGCGAACCAUGACGCAGCGGUCAAGCGCGAGAAGGCUAGGAGAGAGAAAGCGAAACGGAAGCUCGUGGAUGAGAAGGUUAGGGCUUUGAAAGCUGCAUUGCUAGAUGGGGAGUCCGGCCAAGAGGCUCUCGUGUACAAGAGCGACUGGGACGCCGUUGAGGAAGCGGCAGAGUCCCUUGGGUUGGUUGUCGAAGGCUUCAACUGGGCUCAGCUUAGGAGGGAUUUCCCAUGUGAUCAAUACUACGCCUUGUGCAUUGUCGUUGGAACGAGCGAGCGCGCAGUGGACGCCCAGCUGGCGGUUCUCCGGCAGGAAGAGCAAGAUCUUAUCGAGGUUAAAGAGAAGGCCGCACGUGAGCGAGAGCAGGCGGAGAAACUACGAGAGCAAGCUGAACGCGAGGAGCAAGCCCGUAGAGUUGCCGCCGUUGCGAAAGAGUCGGAAAAGAACGGUACAUGGGAUGUCACUGGUACCUGGAAAAUCUUCUCGGAUGCUAUCGAGGAACAAUACCCCGUUUGCGAAGGAUGGAUGCGAUUCGAAACGCAAAACAAAGCCGUGAAAGCAAAAGAUGCUACUGCCUCCACAGGUCAGAAACGAAAGCGCCAGGAUGAUUCCGGUGACGAAGAUGACGACGAAUGGGCAUGA
Mytilinidion resinicola is the source of this 963-nucleotide messenger RNA. RefSeq lists its product as uncharacterized. NCBI's taxonomy places the organism in Eukaryota, Fungi, Ascomycota, Dothideomycetes, Mytilinidiales, Mytilinidiaceae. The transcript has 2 exons. The record is from RefSeq and is a predicted model, not a curated record. The coding region runs from base 1 to 963 and encodes 320 amino acids.